UUUUCCAGAAUGGAUGAUUUAUCGCCCUAUCUGUUGCUAUAGCAACGAAGCAUCCCUACAUUUUCCACGUUGUCUUUGGUUCAGUUGACACUGUGAUCUGGUUGAGAAUGGACCGGGUAUAAACAAGUUAUGGGAAAAGUAACUUCAUCCUUCUUCAACCAGAAAUGCAUGUCUCUUAUCUUCUCGUAAUUUAUCUUGGCUUUCUAAGAAUUUAAUUUAUUUACCACGGGGACUCUAUAAUCUUUGUUUAAGAAAAUGCUUUGAAUGCGUUAACAUUCUUUACUGUUUUUUUCAUAAAAGUGCUACAAGUUGACUCAAAACAUUUACCCUGAAUUUUGUGAAACAAUUUAUUCAAAAAUGCAUGCUGAUGUUAUGAAAAAAAUUCAGGAACGUGUUUUUAAAUUACAUUUUCCUCUGGUGAUAAUUAUAUUGCGAUAAAAAAUUAUUUUGAAAUUCAUAAUUUAUUUAAAAUCUGACGCAUUACUGGACUGGAGUUAUGCACUGAAAUUUUACCUACACAAUUCCUUAUAACGAAAAAUAUAAUCAUGUAUGGACUGAUAUUGGAAAAUUUGAGUCAAUAUAUUAUUUCUGUUUAUGGGGAAGCCAAAUGGAUUGAAAUACGAAGAUUAGCAAAAGUUGAUCAUGCUACUUUUAGCACACAUCAUGUCUAUCCUGAUAGUUUAAUUCCAAGGUUAACAUCCAAGGCUUGUAAAGUUCUUGGAGUAUCAGAAAGAGAAUUCUUGGAUCAAAUGGGAGUGUAUUUCGUCUCUUUUGUUGGGCAAUAUGGCUACGAUAGAGUUUUGGGUGUUCUAGGGCGUCACAUGAGAGAUUUUCUCAAUGGUCUUGACAAUCUCCAUGAGUACCUGAAGUUCAGUUAUCCAAGAAUGAAGGCGCCAUCUUUCUUCUGCGAAAACGAGACCUCUUCUGGACUCACUUUGCACUACAGAAGUACACGACGAGGAUUUCUUUGGUACACCAUUGGGCAAAUACGAGAAGUUGGCCGACACUUCUACAAAACAGAUGUUGUCAUCGAGGUUCUCAAAGAAGAGACUAUCUUUGACACUUUGCAUGUCAUGAUGCAACUGACCUUCGACAAUCGAGCUUUUCAGUUAGACCGACGACAAAACGUUCAGAGAAUAGACAAGAACAUGAUGCCCGUACAGGCAUUCCUCUUUCUUGAAAUAUUUCCUUUCUGUAUAGUAUUCGACGAAUAUCUAGUCAUUAGAACAAUAGGAAACAGUCUCUUAGCUGUGAUGCCAAAUAUUGUUGGCAAAAAACUAACUUUAGUGUUCGAAUUGACGAAGCCACUCAUUGAAUGUACGUGGAGAGCGAUCCACAGUCAUACAAAUAAUAUUUUUGAACUUUGUUCCAUUGAACCGAUAAAAGUAAAAGACGACUCCUUUUCGGAUAAUGUCUCUGAAAAAAGUAUUGAAUCUGAUUUCAAUGAUGACGACACAAGAUUAGAAGACAAAUUAUUACAUUUAAAAGGACAAAUGAUGUAUAUGGAAGAGUGGAAGAGUAUGGUCUAUCUAGGAACUCCUGUAAUGCGUGACUUGGAUGCAAUGGUACAUACUGGACUCUACAUCAAUGAUCUAAGCAUGCAUGAUUUUAGCCGAGAUAUGGUGCUGGCCGGACAACAACAAUCCGCAGAAUUGAAGCUGGCUUUGGAUCAGGAACUACAAAAAAGCAAACAAUUGGAAGAAUCGAUGAGAAAACUAGACAUAGAAAUGAAAAGGACAGACGAGCUUCUGUAUCAGAUGAUCCCGAAGCAAGUAGCAGAUCGCUUACGCAAAGGUGAAGCUGCUGUCGAAACUUGUCAGUAUUUUGAGAGCGUAACCAUACUGUUUAGCGAUGUGGUGUCUUUUACAGAAAUCUGCAGUAGAAUUACGCCGAUGCAGGUGGUUUCCAUGCUCAAUUCUAUGUACAGCAUAUUUGACAAGCUUACAGAAAAGCAUAAUGUUUAUAAAGUGGAAACAAUUGGUGAUGCUUACAUGGUUGUAUCAGGAGCUCCAGAAAUAGAAGAAAAACAUGCCGAAAAGGUUUGUCAAAUGGCGCUGGACAUGGUUGUUGUAAUUGAAGACCUCAAAGAUCCCUCUACAGGUCAGAGCUUAAAGAUCAGAGUAGGUGUUCAUACAGGAGCAGUUGUAGCUGGCGUUGUUGGCUUGAAAAUGCCCAGAUAUUGCCUUUUUGGCGACACUGUCAACACAGCUUCAAGAAUGGAAAGUACAAGUGAUGCUUUAAAAAUUCAUAUAAGUGAGAGAACGAGAAUGAAGUUGGAUCCAACAGAGUGGGAUAUAUCCGGCAGAGGGACAAUUCCUGUAAAGGGUAAAGGUGAAAUGAAAACAUACUGGCUGCAUGGUCGGUUUAAACCUUCAGAAUUUUAUGACGAUAUUCUUACACCUAAACUUAUAACACCAGAUCCAACAACAAGUGGUAUGUGUUACGACCUGCCAGAAACACCAGACACUCGCUCUUUAUAUUCUCCUGUUACAUUCGAAGACGUCUCCAGGUAUUCUCCUCUAAUAUCGCCAACAGCUUCUAUAUGUAGCGAUACAUAUCUCACCUUGGUACCUGAAAAGGACAGUUUAAGGUUGCCAGAGUCUUCAGUGUCACCACAGAUUGCUGGUUACAGAAAAGGUGCUAUUCCUCAAUAUACAGAUGAAGAAACACUUUCCGUAGUUAUGAAAAAAAAUGUUACAUGGGCGAACGUUGGCGUUCAAACAAGUCCCCGAAAUCAAUGUCCAGCUAAGGUGCCUACCUGCUUCCUAGAUGCUAAAGAUCACUUAGAGGAUGAGAAUAUGAUACCAAAAAAUGAAGAAAAUGGUUAUCUCUGCUUCAAAAAUAAUGAACCUUGUUGCCACCACAGCCAAAUUUUAGAAUGCAACUCAAUGUAUUCUUCCGCAGGUCAAUCUGGAAUUACUGUUCAUCCACCUCGCCGUACUUUCAAGGACGUUACGUCACGUCCGAACAAAAAGAACAGUAUUAAAGUUAUACACGUUGCACCAAGGGUUAGAGGUUCGAAUCCUGUGACCAGCGAAUCCGAAAGACUGCGACCACUUAUAAAGAGUAAUUCGUGUGUGUUUUUAUAACUGUGAUAAACUACGACCUAGAUUAAAAACAGUGCAUUCAAAUUUUGCACUGCAGGCUAUAUUUAUACUUUUUUCGCACAUAAAUUAGAGACAUAUUCGAUUAUGAAAGAUCACAUAUUUAUGAAUGUUGACGAAUAUAAAUGUUUUAAGAUUUUAAUGUAUGAAAGAGAAGAAUUUAAAACAUUUUCGACGAAAAAUGAACUAUUUUGGAUGUUCUAAUUGACGAUACUGUGAUAUGAACUGUCUUUUUUGUAUCAUUUUGAAGUGUAUUUCAUAUUAUUUAAUCAUAUUUCAUUGAACAAAUUUAAUUUUAUUGGGAAAUUCUU
Parasteatoda tepidariorum (common house spider) is the source of this 3415-nucleotide messenger RNA. RefSeq names its product soluble guanylate cyclase 88E. Gene Ontology annotation, biological process: cGMP biosynthetic process; nitric oxide-cGMP-mediated signaling; response to oxygen levels. Gene Ontology annotation, cellular component: guanylate cyclase complex, soluble. The record is from RefSeq and is a predicted model, not a curated record. Gene Ontology annotation, molecular function: heme binding; nitric oxide binding; guanylate cyclase activity. NCBI's taxonomy places the organism in Eukaryota, Metazoa, Arthropoda, Arachnida, Araneae, Theridiidae.